Molecule: messenger RNA, 1253 nt
Organism: Nymphaea colorata (pocket water lily)
Lineage: Eukaryota; Viridiplantae; Streptophyta; Magnoliopsida; Nymphaeales; Nymphaeaceae
Exons: 1
Coding region: 497-841 (114 amino acids)
Source: RefSeq, a predicted model, not a curated record
UACGUGUUCUUCUCUCUCUCUUUUCGUGAAUAUAUAAGGAGAGAAGAGGAAGUGAGCGUAUAAGGCUCCCCAGUCUCGAUACUCAAAAUUUUCUGAGAAAUCAAAGAGAGUACCGCCUUCCCUUCUUACUUGUUUCAGAUGCAGAGAUGAAUCCUAUAUGAAUUUCUCUGUCUCCCUCUCUCUUCUGCCCACAAUGGGGAACCGUUCCUUCCUCUCCCUCACGUCUCUCCCUUACCGUUCCUUCUCUCUUUUUAACUUCUUCUUCUUCUUCUGAUGAGACAUCAUUCUGAAACUUAGCUAACGUAUCUCCCUUUGACCUUUCCUUCACUUGAACUUCAUCGUCUUCUGCAGAGACAUCAUUCUGAAACGUAGCUCCCUUCUCUCCCUUUGGCUUUCCUUCUCUAUUUAACUUCUUCUCUGCGACAUCAUUCAGAAACUCACCUCUCUCUCUCUCUCUUUCUCUUCUCUCUCUGUUUGUGGGGAGAGGGAAUUAAGUAUGGCGACGGUGGGCAGCCUGUCGAUGCCGUUGUUCAGGCCAGACUUCGGCUACUCCGACCAGUACCCAUCCUACUCCUCCUACUCCUACUACUCCUGCCCCUACUUCGAGAAGCGGCAAGCCUUCCUCCGAAGCUACCGCUUCUGCCGCAAGCGGGGGACCGUCGAGAGGGUCAAGCUCUCCUUCGCCCGCGCCAAGAAGGUCGUCUGGUCCAAGCUCCGCAGCGCUCGGCGGAUCCGCCGCGUCCUUUGGCUCAGGCUCCGGCUCGCCCUCUCCUGCCGCCGGAGGUUCCACCGCCUUCCCCGGCGCUCCUACUACUACCCCUUGUUCUCCUACUGGACAUGACGUCGAAAAUGGUGCCAUUGGCUGGCUGUCCUACUGUAAUAGCUUUGACCGCCGCCGGAGAUUUUUUUCCGGCGUUCCUAAUAUUUGUUUGACGUAGACGACAAAUGGGUCGAUGGUGCUCGUCGCUUCCGUUCUGCUGAUCGCCGCGAUUGGUAUGUCCCCAGAUUUCACCUGAACAAGUGCCCAUCGACUCGACUUUGGUGGCGUCGCCUCCUAUAUUUUGGGCCUCUCUUUCUUGGGAAAAUGUUUUCCUAGGAAAAUAUUGUGCAAAUGGCCUUUUUGUCUGCCCUUUUUUUUUUGUUUCCUUCUCUGGUGUUUGUUUUGUUGUAGUCCUGCCGCCGGAAACGUCGUCUCCGGCGUGGGGUGAUGUAUAAAGUUAGUGACAAGAGAAUGAAGAAUAUGAUUGCAGUAA